Messenger RNA from Colletotrichum phormii, 1335 nucleotides. Its product is annotated as NUDIX domain-containing protein. Gene Ontology annotation, biological process: ATP biosynthetic process; AMP biosynthetic process. Gene Ontology annotation, molecular function: bis(5'-nucleosyl)-tetraphosphatase (asymmetrical) activity. Lineage: Eukaryota; Fungi; Ascomycota; Sordariomycetes; Glomerellales; Glomerellaceae. The transcript has a single exon. The coding region runs from base 472 to 1068 and encodes 198 amino acids. The record is from RefSeq and is a predicted model, not a curated record.
AUCUCUCUCUCUCAAGCCUUGGCUCGGAGAUGUCGAUGUGCUACUGCAUGAAACAGAACCGGUCAGUGAAAGAUGUUGGAUGGUGCCCGGAGGCUUGGAAGAGACGUCAACGCCGAGAGGCCUGAUGGAGGCAGACCGGCGGCUCGAGUGAGCGUUCUUGCCAGCAGGCUCUCGUGAUACGGUUCACCGCCAUAAUAUCAAGGGCGGGUAUAUGAAGAGGGAAGCCCUAGUCGGUGAAUUGGCUCGAUCUGGUUUCGUCGACCCAGACUAAAGGCAGUUGCCGAGGAGAGUUCUUUGUUCUAGAAACAAGCCAUCCCCAAACAAGACAACCUCAUCCCUCUCUGGGCCGAGGAUACAUAUCAUCAACUACCUUCAUUCCUCAUCUUCUUACUGUCAAUUCGUCUAUCACUUUAGCUCAAAUCAUCUGAAAAAAUCCCCCAUACCCUUUUCAUCACCACAAGUUGAGACAAAAUGGCACCCUCUGCGUUACCGGAACAGCCCCAGAUGUACGCAUCAACCAUCUCGGAGAUGGCACGCGGCCGCAAGUUCUACCCUUCCAACAAGUUCAUCAUCAGCUGCGGCACCGUCACAAUCGACAUGCGGGCACGGCGCGUACUCCUCAUCUACAACAAGAGACACGCAAUUUACCAGAUGCCCAAGGGGCGGAAAGAUAUCGGCGAAGGCCUCCUCGCAGCGGCGUUACGCGAGACCCGCGAGGAGACUGGAGUCACGGUCAAGCCCAUUACCCUGAGACUCAGCACGAGAGCUACACCUGCGGGUGGUCCCUCUGGUGCCCCGGAAGUGUCCGAGGAGAUCACCGAUACGGAACCGAUUGCCGUGUGUCACUACCCAGACCCGGCCACCGGAGCUAUGAAGAUGGUGUUUUACUUUGUUGCGGAAGGGAAUUGUGAUCUUGGGCCGGAGGGUUGGACGGGAGAGGACAGGGUCAAGUUUGAUGUCAGCUGGGUUGAUGUUGAUGAAGCUGCGGACAAGUUGGCUUUCAAGGAGGAUGGCAUGGUCGUCACCAAGGCUCUGGAGGAUUUGAGAAAAUCGGGGUAUGAUUUCUGAUUUCUUGGGGUGCUAUGUGUUUCUAUUGGGUCGGAAAAGUUGGGCGUUGGCCAUUGGAAAACGGGAGGCACGAUUUGCGUGGGGUAAUUUGACUUGAGCACAACCGCGGCAGCAUCUGGUGUUGGUAUUUGUCGGGAUUCUCUCCUUUUUCUGGGCUGGAGAACAUCUGGAGGCAAAGAAAUUUGAACCAAAUUGUUUACAGGAAGCAGUUUCCAAUUGAAGUUUGUUCCGGUCACUUUGGUGCAUCUCAGUAGCCUGGUGAGCGCC